AUGAGGUUUCCAAGUCCAAUAAGGGUGGCAAGCCCAUCUAAACCUCAUUCAUCUCCACGUACUCCUAGUAGUCCUAUUAGGGUACCCAGUCCGAUAAGGGAGGCAAGCCCACCAAAACAUAUUCCAGUACGGGUAGCAAGACCAACUGAUCCUUAUUCAUCUACACAUCAUGAAUCAAGUCCACUAAAUGAUGAAAUAAACCUGAGGAUAUUAAAUCAAGCAAUAUACAAGCUGCUUACGAAGGACAAAUUUAUGAAGAAGAAUGUAGCAGAGGUGGAAGCAACCAAUAGAAUACUUAAAGAGCAGAUAGUAAAUUUGGAACAAUCUGUUUUUGAUUUGAAAGAGGAGAUUUUUUAUUUGAAAGAGCAGAUUAAAAAGAAAGAUGGCUUUAUAUUGCAGUUCUUCCAAGAUCAAUUUCCUGAUUAUUUUAAAACUUACAAGAAAGAAAUGGCUACUGGUUCUUUCUCAUCUGCUACUAUAUCUGAAAAGGAUGCUACCCUGAGUGAGGAUGAGGUUGAUCCAUCCUUACUAACCGGCAUUGCAAAAAGAGUUCAAAAAAGAAAUGAUAGAAAGAGAAAAGUUAUAUCCACACAUUUUACAAUGGGUGAUAGGAAGAAGAAAAUUUUAAAAAAUUUGGCAUCCAAAGAGAAGUUGGGUGACUCAAUUUCAAGUGAUACUCCUGCAAUAGCACCUGAACUUGCUCUAGCUCCUACACCAGCUGCUGCACCACCUUCUCCAACUGCACCUGCUCCAACUUCUCCAAGUGAACUUGCAUUAGCUCCUGAAACAGCUCCUACAGCUGCACCACCUCGUACACCUGCACCACCUCCUACAACUGAACCAGAGCCUAAAAAUGCUCCUGUAACUGAUAAAGCUAUGAUUGUUUAUGAAGUUGAUGACUCUAAAGAAAUAGAAUUGAGACCUGCAUCUGAAAUACUAGAUUAUCCAGGCCGAUCAUUAAUUAGUGAAGAUAAAAUCCUAUUCAUCAAUAAUGGCCUGAAAUAA
Dendrobium catenatum is the source of this 1005-nucleotide messenger RNA. RefSeq names its product anti-sigma-I factor RsgI5-like. Lineage: Eukaryota; Viridiplantae; Streptophyta; Magnoliopsida; Asparagales; Orchidaceae. The record is from RefSeq and is a predicted model, not a curated record. The coding region runs from base 1 to 1005 and encodes 334 amino acids. The transcript has a single exon.